This is a messenger RNA of Diachasmimorpha longicaudata, 4468 nucleotides long. RefSeq lists its product as uncharacterized. Bases 746 to 2185 code for a protein of 479 amino acids. NCBI's taxonomy places the organism in Eukaryota, Metazoa, Arthropoda, Insecta, Hymenoptera, Braconidae. The record is from RefSeq and is a predicted model, not a curated record. The transcript is spliced from 7 exons.
AAAUAUUGCGAAAUUAUUGUUAUUCAUGCCUCUUUAUUAAAUUUUCAAUCACUCGUCAAAUUAUCUAUGAAAUCCCUGCGUCACUCAGGGUUGCAAUCAGUCGAAUCGGUUAAUUUCUUGGAUUUUGAUUAAUUUCAAUUGAAGCUCCUGUAGCAAUCCAUGAAAUUUCGCGAAAUCAUGAAAUCAGUAACAGGAAAUUAAGAUCAUGACAAGCGCGUGAAACAAACAGAAACUGUCAAUUUACUUGAAACGUGUUGUUAUACGCACACCAAUCUAUAGAAUCGUGAGAAAUUUUGUCAUAUUUCUGCACAUCAUCGUAUUGACAAUGAUUGAAGCUAUAAAAUAGUUCGCUGCAAAUUCAAAUAGAUAUUCACAUAUCCUUGAUCGCUGAAGUAAAUCCUCCGACUAUAUUUCACCCCUGAUAGAUUCAUCAGACACUCAGAAAAUGACUAAAAUGUCAUUGGCACUAUUUCUCCUACAACAAAUAGAUAAACAAAUGAACGAAUAAACAUUUAAUUCGUUCUGUCAUUGCUUCUCACAUUAGUAAACCAGAAAGGUGCAAAAAGUCCCAUUAAGGAUCCCUUAAACUCACACGAAAUAUAAUCGAAAUGAUCAAUCAAACACCUGAGUCUGCGAGGGGUAACCCAACCCCUAAGCCCAUUCACAGCUGUUGAAGAAUUUAGCUACUGUGGAAGUGUACAAACUUAGCUACGAUUAUUGCGGUAACUGCAAUUACACGUAGCGGAUGGGACAAUUAUCAUACGCAGGAGCAUGUCCUAACGAAAAUGCCGGAAGACAGUCGCCAGUGCGGGCCCAACGCCCGAGCAAAAGAAUCAUGGUGAUCCUCUUCUUGAUUAUCGUGACGAUUGUAGAGUCGUCGGGUGAAGAGUGCUACUACGACGGGAAUGAUUUUUGCUUGAGCCCAGAUGAUAUUCUGUCGUUCGAUCUUCUGCCUGGAACGUUCCUGUUGGACGCGUCCAAUAAAACCGAAAAAAAUGGGAAUGAAGUGACGUUGGAUAAUGUCAGGGUAGACGGGACAUACCAGGAGGCUCUCAAUAAAAUGGAAUAUCACAGGAAGAGGAUGAACGAGUACCUGUGCCAUGGUUUCAUAGCUGAGGAGAUAUUCCGUGAGGUGAAAUCGACGAGGGUUAAACGGCUGGAGGAUCCGUCGGCGAAUUCGAUGCCAGAUUUUCUUGGAGAAGAAAAUGUGACUGUUCACGAUAAGUUAUUAUCAGAUGAGGGGAGUAGUAAAUACAAAGAAUGGCUCCAAAGAACAACUACUCUAGAUGAUGUUUAUCGUCACUACAUGCCAAAGAAGUUGCAUAAGAAAACGUCGAAAAAGGGGAUUCCACAUGAUUUUGAAGAGUUCGAUGGUGAAGUGACAGGCUAUGCACUGCCAGCUCCGAUUGCGCCCUUAGUUCCAAUUGCUCCGGGUAAAAUCGGAUCCUUCUACGACGAUGGCGACGAAUUAAUAUCUUCGCCAACUGGAAAUCAUCAGUACGGUCAACCUCCAAGCCAUCAAUACAAUUACCCACCAGCACCGCCGCCACCAUCAUAUCAUCAUGCGCCUCACAGUGAAAUAGUUCCAAUCAUUCAUGAAGAGCAUUAUUUCGAAUCAGACCAUGAAGAUGAGUCUUGGCACGAUGUUUCGUGGAAAGGAAAAGGGGAAUUGACGAUUAAAGACUUUUUCGAAAUUGCUCUCACUGCCCUGGCAUUUCUGGCCUUCGGAUUGUUCACUAUUCAACUGCUGAUGGCUAUUACGAAUCCAGGAACAACAACAGUGGUAACAGAUGGUACAAUAAGGCUCAAACGAAAUGUUUUCUCCUCGAAAUUCGCGUAUAACAACAAUGCGGAACUCAAUGAACUUGCUCAUAGAGUGCUAAGAUCAAUCGAGGCUGCAAUGGUUGCCGAACACGACGCUGGGCGGUGUUUGAGAUGGACAUUAUGUCGGGAUAACCAGCAUUCGAGGAGUUUGAAUACAGCUCAGAAGGUGUGGCUGCCAGUUUGGAGUCUCGGAAUGAGUUGGUUGUGCGGUCGCAUGGUUCACCAAGCAACCUGGCCCGCCAUGUUCGAUUCAAUCAAAGCUUCGAUACUCGGUCUUGGAGGGGCAAACUGCGAUGACCUCUACCCUGGAUGUAAUCUUGCCGAGGAAAGGAGGAAACGACGAAGACGUCGUAGAAAGUAAACAUCAUCCCACGUCUCAAGUUCCAUUAGCAGAAGCUUUCGGCCUCCAUGUCAAGGGAUUGAAUCCGGUGAAACUGGUAAGAGUGAAGCGUAAUUUGAUCCCUUAGGAUUAGCGUAAAAAACCGGGGGAUUCACGCAUGCUAGGGGCCGCAAGUUGUUCAAUAUUCUGUUGAAAUUUCGAUCGUUCAAAUUCCGAAACUGCGCCACCUGAGAAUACAUUUGCCGACUUAAUUUCAGUAACUAAGUUGAUACUAAAUCAAUAAUUUUAAUUUAAGAAAUAAUCGACAAUAAUUUUUUUAAAUCGCGAGUGGGGGAAUUUCGACUCUAUGGAAUUAUUUUCUGCAUGUAUACUUUUAAGCUUAAAGUUUCCAGAAUUUUUUGGAGGCUCAUCGUAUAUUCAAUGAACGCUUCGGGCUUUCGCAAUAACAAUUUGGAAAUUCACUAUUUUUUUGGGAAUAUUUUUCCAAAUUUUUCUGACGCGUGACAAAAGUAUUAUUCAAAAAAAAAAUUAAUGAAUUACCUGUUCGAGAGAAAUUGCAAUUGGUUCUCUACUGAAGAGCCACAUAACAGGCGUCUCAUAUUUUCCAACUGGAACAGUACCUUUGUACAAAAAAUAAUCGUCUUCAAAGGGUCGUAGUAUAUUACUAAUUGGUUCUACCGGAAUUCGAAUUGAAGAGUCUGGAGGUUGAAUCGAUGACAGACUGUUCACUAUACCAUUGAGGGCUAAAUUAGGCACCGACUGAAGCUAAUUAGUAAAUAACACGACAUCCAUGAACAUUUUGAAUUUAAAUUAAGCACAACAUCGAGAAAAUGAUUAAGUACGAGAUUUGUUUAUGGCAGUAUUCAUGUGGGAUUUUUUAUGGACAUGUUAAGAUGUACCUUAAAGAAAUAAACUAGCAUGGUUAUGCCAUCAGUUUCCCUCAUGGCAGCUUCUUGAGAUAGAUAAUCACUUUUAAAGUGCACUGCGUGUAGCUCCAUUGGCUGGCUGCAGUGAUUGCGUCGGUGAUUAGUCGUGAAUCUAGUAUUUUCGAGUGAAUCAAUUGCGGUGAAUAAUUACCUUGCUCCGUCCACUAAAUGCUCACUCCCCAUCAUUUCAGUGGGGCCCCAAUGAAAAUGAAUCUGUGAAAAAGUGUAAUCGCUCCGUAGUGGCCCUGACGAUAAAUGUGGAGUUUUUUGCCAAUUUCCGCACACAACCACGUUUCUUCCUGUAUUUGUUAUUUUCAAUUUUUUUGGCACUAUUUCGUAGUUAUGCCAGUCUAAUGAUUUCAAAUUCACCACCGUCAUUUUACUCAUAUUUAAAUCAAUCGGAGACCUCGACUGGUUGCCAGUAACUUGUUCUGUUUCAAUAAUCUCCAUUUUUGGGGGAUUUUUACAAAAUAUAUUAAACUGAGAAGGGCACUGUUGAUUUUGACAUGUUACGGUAAUGACUAAGCCCAAGAAAAAAUUAUUUAUGAUUGAAAAAACAUUUUAGCGGCAAACAAUUGUUUCGCGAAUCAUUUUCAACUUUUCUGAGAAAGUUUUUGACAUUUUACCAUUGCCAGCCGAUUUUAAUAUAAUUUGAAGUUUGGUACGACAUAAAAAAAGGCGAGGGAAAUACAAAUAUCUAUUUUCUCCAGAACGCCGAAAAGUUCUUGUGCUUUACCAUUUCCGUUCAUGGAAUGUAUUGAAAAAAUUAACACUCUGAUAAUUUUUUACAUUCUUCGCCAUUUUAUUCCAUACAAUUAGUAAUUUUCAUUCUUAACAAUUCUAUUAACAAUUUUCGAUUUCUCCAUAAUUUUUAUCAAAGUAUAAAAGAUAUAACCAUGAAUUAAUAAUAUUAUUAUUAAUUUAAUAUCACACCAACGUUUUCGUACCAACGUUUACAUUUUUCCGUUCGGUUGCUCGGACGCCUUUAAUGGAACUCCUCUAAUUUUCUCGUACAGUAUGUUGAAUAUAUCAUACCCAUACUCGUUUACAAGACUCCUGAAGUAUUUUGUUUUCUUUCCAUUGCUUUUGAAACACAAAUCAUGUAAUUCUUCAAGUAUACAAAGCUCUUUUCCCUUCAAGAUCUUACAUAUGUUCAUCGGGGUGAAAACUAGUUCUAGAGAUAAUAAAUGUUGCAGGCGAUUUUGGUCACUGAAACAAAUUUCAUGAAAAUUUCUGAGCAUUGAGGCAGCAUUAAUUCCUGCCAUGGAAAGGCUUCGGGCCAAAUGUUUCGGCUUAAAACCCAAAGUCCUAAAAUCAUUUAAAAUUUUCGAUCUACCUCCUUCGGUAUUAAAACAAACGCCAUGGAAAUCUUGGAAAG